AUGGGAAUUGGGUGGAUAGUUACAUCUGGUCCAGCUAAAGACAGUACCUUUAAAGCUAACAUAAAUAAAUGGCCAGCACCAUUCAAGGCAGAAUUAUUAGCCAUAUUCACAGCUGCUCUCACUGUACCAAAAGAGAAAAUAAUAACAAUAUAUACAGAUAAUCAAGUUAUAAUCAAUAAUUUCAAACUUCACAAAAACAAUCCUAACCAAACAAUAAGAAACAAUCAAGCUCAUACAGGAAUUAAACAUAAUGAAGUAGCUGAUCAAUUAGCAAGUGGAGGGUGCAACUCAGAAAUCAUAAACAAAAUUGGAAAAUAG
This is a messenger RNA of Entrophospora candida, 318 nucleotides long. Lineage: Eukaryota; Fungi; Glomeromycota; Glomeromycetes; Entrophosporales; Entrophosporaceae. The record is from the annotation of a GenBank genome assembly.